This is a messenger RNA of Cryptomeria japonica (Japanese cedar), 417 nucleotides long. Its product is annotated as 7-deoxyloganetin glucosyltransferase-like. The transcript has a single exon. The record is from RefSeq and is a predicted model, not a curated record. Bases 1 to 417 code for a protein of 138 amino acids. NCBI's taxonomy places the organism in Eukaryota, Viridiplantae, Streptophyta, Pinopsida, Cupressales, Cupressaceae.
AUGGAAAGAACAAGAGAGCUCAAAUGGGUGUUAUUCAAUUCUUUCUAUUAUCUGGAAGCCCCUGUAAUCGAUAGCUUAAUUGCCCAGGGAGCUUCCGUAUACUCAAUUGGUCCCUGCAUUUUGUCUCAUCAUCUAAAUGACGGAGUCCAGGCAGGAAUCACGGUGAACUUAUGGGCAGAAGAAGUGGAAUGUUUGGAGUGGUUAGACAAGCAGUCUCCGAAGAGUGUGGUGUACGUGUCCUUCGGAAGCCUGGCAAUAAUGAAGCAGAGAGAGUUGGAAGAAAUUGCGCUGGGUUUUGAGGCGACCCAGAAACCAUUUUUGUGGGUUUUGCGCGGCGAUUUAAUGGACGGGUCAAGUGCUAAACUUCCUCCAGGAUUCAUGGAAGCCACCAAAGAUCGGGCAUAUUUUGUGCCAUGA